AUGAUGAUUCUGAUGAUCAAACUCUUGCUGAUGUUUUGGAAAAGAGCAAAAGAGAAGCACGCCAGAAUUCAGUGUAGUCGUCGUGGAUCCAGUGAGCAAAAGGAUAAUGCAAAGCGGUGCCAACCGGAUUUAUCUCCGAAAUCUCCUGGAAGUGUAAGAAGAGGUUCAGGAAUUCGAAGAAGGGGCAAACGCUGUAGGGGCAGACCCAGAAAGAUUAGUUUCAGUGGUGCUUCCUCCUUGAGUGCCUCGAAAGCUGUCCAAGAAGAUAACGUCGACAUUGCUGAGCGUUUUGAAAACGUUACACCAAUAAGUGCACCGACGAUUCGUUUGGCGCCUGCACGCCCGCGAUCCUCUGCGACGGUAAGGUUAUAG
Messenger RNA from Ostertagia ostertagi, 372 nucleotides. The record is from the annotation of a GenBank genome assembly. Lineage: Eukaryota; Metazoa; Nematoda; Chromadorea; Rhabditida; Trichostrongylidae.